AUGGUAUUCUCUUUCUUUCCUUCCUCAGUUGAUGGGUGCAUCGACUGGUCAGUGGAUCUCAAGGAGUACCAUGUUCUGGCCGGUGAGCCGGUAAGGGUAAAAUGUGCCUUGUUCUACAGCUAUAUCCGGACCAACUACACCAUGGCUACCAACGCCAAACUGCGUCUCAUCUGGUACAAGAACAAAGGGGACGCUGAGGAGCCCAUCAUCUUCUCAGGCCAUAGGCUGAGUAAAGAAGAUGACUCCAUCUGGUUCAGGUCUGCUGAAAUGGAAGACAAUGGUUUCUACACCUGUGUAUUAAGAAACUCCACAUAUUGCAUGAAGGUGUCUAUGUCCAUGACUGUGGAGGAGAGUGAUGAAGGGAAAUGCUUCAGCAGCAACAUCCGCUAUCUAGAGAAAGCCGAGAUUACCCACAGCAAAAUGAUCACAUGUCGUGAUAUAGAUGAUUAUUUGGCUCCAUACAAACAACCUCAAAUGACCUGGUACAAGGAGUGCGAGCAGGUUGAAUGGAGAAGCUCAAUUAUCGUCAACAACACACACAUCUGGAUCCCUGAGGUGGAGGAGGAAGAUGGGGGGAAUUACACCUGUGAGUUGCAGUAUGGAUCCAGACUGGUGCGCAGGACAACACAGCUCAAAGUCACAGCUCUCCAGACCACCCAGCCACCUAAAGUGCUUUUCCCACCGGAGAGACAAGACACAGUGAUAGAGAUCACACCCGGUAUGCCUCUCAGUCUGGACUGCAAAGCAUUUUUUGGCUACAGUGGAGAAAACAGGAGACCCAUCAUCUACUGGAUGAAAGGAGAGAAGUUUGUUGAAGAACUUGCAGGACAUAUUAAAGAAAGUGAUGUCAGGAUUUUAAGGGAGCAUUUGGGAGAAAAGGAAGUGCAGCUAUCUUUAACUUUUGAUGCUAUCGAGGAGACUGACCUGGCUAAUUACACCUGCUACGUGGAGAACCACAUCGGACGGCGUCGUGGGAGUGCUAUACUGCAGAAGAAAGAUAUGUAUCGUCUGGAGUUGGCUGGUGGUCUGGGUGUCAUAUUGCUGCUGCUAGGAGUCCUAACAGCGCUUUAUAAAUGUUACAACCUGGAAAUUAUGCUGUGCUACAGGAGACAUUUUGGCAGUGAUGAAACUGAAGAUGAUAACAAGGAGUAUGAUGCCUAUCUCUCAUAUACCAAAGUGGAUCUGGACUCUUUGGGCAGAACCAGCAGCGAUGAGGAAACGUUUGCUUUGGAGAUCUUGCCUGAUGUCUUGGAGAAACACUAUGGAUACAAGCUGUUUCUACCAAACAGAGAUCUCAUUCCGAGCAGUACAUACAUUGAGGACCUAGCUCGUAGUGUGCUGCAGAGCAGACGUUUGAUCAUUGUUUUGACACCAGAGUUUGUGGCCAAGAGAGGUUGGAGCAUCUUUCAGAUCGAAACACGCCUCCACUCCAUGCUGGUAACUGGAGAAAUCAAGGUAAUCAUGAUAGAAUGUGCAGAUCUGAAAAGUGUGAUCAACUAUCAAGAUGUAGAAGCACUUAAACAUACAAUCAAGGUUUUAUCCAUCAUCAAAUGGAGGGGUCCAAAGAGUAAUGAAUUGUCAUCGAAGUUUUGGAAACAGGUGGUCUAUGAGAUGCCUGCUAAACGAAGAGAGACUUUGUCUAGACGUCAGGUGAUGGACUCGGGUGAGCAGGGCCUCUUUGGAGACCUACAGACAUCCGUUUCCACCAUUGCCAUGACAACCACCUCAGCAUCCCUGGUGCCUCCAAGUGAGAAUCGGCAUGGACAUCAUCAGGUUUCCUUGGCAACAGAGAUCCCUGACUACAACCAGAUGACCUUGCCUGUCGGAGGGGGUCACAUGGCUACAACAGCCCAAAUGAGGCAUUUCUGCCGUAGCUACGAGUUUCACCUUCCCCCGCAGCCUCCUGCUCUGUCGCCUCCUCUCCCACCUCCAUCUACCAUGCAGUUCUCCACUCUGGGCCCUGGGGGGCGCCACGUCUACUGCAACAUCCCCAUGACACUUCUGAAUGGACAGGGGUUCAGGGCAGUUGACUGGGGAAGAAGAGGUUUCCCAGAGCAGCACACUUGGAAAGAAGCCCGAUCUUCACCUGAACAGCACCUUUGUCCCACUCACCAGCAGAGAACUAAGCUCUGAUAUCUGGUAGAAACAUUGCUCUGCUGAUACUGGAUUAAAGACUACUGGUUUACAAAGAAAUUCUAACUGACUUGGGACAACAGUUUUUGGUCCUUGUACAGACGCUGGUUGGGGUUUCUGAAUCCCACGUUGCAAACAAAAACUGCUUAAAUACUCAAAAACGCGUGGACUGGACAAUAUUUGGACUGCUUAUAGACCAUUACAGAUCAUUAAACUGAUUGUAGAUUUGUACUGAACCUCCCACUGAAUUAUAGACUGAUAUAAAAUGGUGAGUAGGAUUUAAAAGGACAUUUGUGCUUGCAAUACAAGUAGAUAUGCCACUGAAGAUAUGCAGCCUGAUAAGAAGCAUAGACAUGUUGGAUUUAUUGAUGUUUUGAACUGGAAAUGUUUUUGAGAAAGGUCCACAAUAUUUAAGCACUACAGUAUUUUGUUAUCCACUAGCCAUGGGGUUGUAUUAGGGCCACACUGAAAAAAAAAAAAAAAAAAGAAGAAGAAGUUACAAGACUCAAGUCAUAGGCAGUAAUAUUGUUAAUUCAAUGAGGAAAAAUAUCACACACUAAUGCGUAUUCUUGUCAUUCUACUACUAAAUUGGAAUUAACUAUAUUAUGUCCCUAUUAGCAUCACAUUUUCAUAUUUUGAUUUUAUUCUCAUCAUUUUCUUUUCUUUUUUUCAGUGUAGACCUAAUACAGUACUAGUGUUGGACAUUGGAAAAAAUGUUGGUCUAGACAUUGGAUGUUUUAUUUUUAUUAUUAUUAUUUUUUUAAUACCUUUGCAACUUGGAAUGUUUGGUUGUCCUUAGAAAAUGCUCAGGUCAUAAAAUGAUCUCAAACAAUAAUCUUGGGACACUAUUCCAUCCUAACAAUAGGUAAAUAUGUUAUGUUGGCUAUCAGACACUAAGAUUGUGGACUUCCACAAAAGAUUUCCAUUGAUAAAAUUAAGACAAAAAGGAUGACAACAACUGUAAAGCCAGUCCACAUGAUGCACAUGUAUGUAAAUUACAUCCAGAUUACAUAAUUGUUGAGGAAAGAUGUUAGCAAAGGAAAUGAGAAUCUACUUCAGUGUUCAGCUGGUUGAACUGGUGAAAAGAUGAACUGGAAAAACCUUUACCCCGAAUCAACAGGCCUAAAAUGCGUGGCUUUUUCUAUUUGCAUGAUCACUCAUUUAAAUAUUUAAAAAUAAAAUUUAAAAAAAAACAAUAGGUAGACUAAAUGAUGCAAUCAUUUGUCGCAGCCUCUUUUAACAUGGGGGAGGUCAUUAUUUGAUAGGGUAACAGAUAGAAAAAAAGGAGUGGUUCUCCUAAAUGUUCCAAUUUUGUAUUUAUUUUGUUUGGCUUUGUUGACAGUUUUAUCCCUCUUUAACUUUGGGGAGAGUUUUACCUGACUUAGUUUUAAAUGUUGGUCUGUUACAAUAAUCUGUACAGCUUCAAUAAUGUACACAUUUAUCUAUCCAGGAAUGAUUUCUUCCCUACAGUUUCUGUUUUGUGUCAUUUCGUUCCUCUUUCAAGAUGGGCUACCAACAGUCGACAGGGAGCACCAGUGUUGUUCUUUGUAAGCUUUAACAAAUAAGAAAGAUAAUUAUUCUUACCAUAAUAUUUAAGCAAAGAUAACUUGUUUUGAUUGAUUAUGCAAAAGUCAUUGUCUUUACAGUAAAAGAACCAAUGAAUUCUGGAUAUUUGAGAUGAUUUGAUACAAUAAUUAUCAUUGAGUUUUUGUGUCCAAUUGCAAUAUAAAGUUUAGUGGUGGUUUUGUAUGGGGUGCCGUUUGUAAAGCUGCUCACGCCAAAAAUAACAGCAACAUUUUGUCACAUUUAGCUUCAAAACGUGUUUAAAAAACAAACAUUUUCGAGUCACUUUUCUGCACAUUUAGAACAAUAUUUUUCUACUUUAGUUAAAUCCAAAUAUUAAA
Messenger RNA from Phycodurus eques (leafy seadragon), 4037 nucleotides. RefSeq names its product interleukin 1 receptor accessory protein-like 2 (gene il1rapl2). Gene Ontology annotation, biological process: signal transduction. The coding region runs from base 1 to 2133 and encodes 710 amino acids. The record is from RefSeq and is a predicted model, not a curated record. NCBI's taxonomy places the organism in Eukaryota, Metazoa, Chordata, Actinopteri, Syngnathiformes, Syngnathidae. The transcript is spliced from 17 exons.